Molecule: messenger RNA, 922 nt
Organism: Carica papaya (papaya)
Lineage: Eukaryota; Viridiplantae; Streptophyta; Magnoliopsida; Brassicales; Caricaceae
Product: Pollen Ole e 1 allergen and extensin family protein
Source: RefSeq, a predicted model, not a curated record
ACACCUGAGGAGGAAGAAAUUAGAACCUCACAAAAAAUAACAAACACAACAAACAUUCCAAAAAUAACUUUGAAAUUCUCCCUUAUAAAAAUACCUCUCUUCCUUCAUUCCACACAGUCCUCCCUCUUGAAACAACACAAAUCUGUAAUUUUCAAAUUUCUAUACAGGGAAACAAUGGCAAAGUCCUCCAAAGCUUUCAUCCUCUUCCUUGUCCCUGCUCUUUGCUUCUUGUCCUUCCUUAGCUCCGUCUCUGCAGAUGCUGAUGAUUUUGAUCGAUUCCUUAUUCAAGGAUCUGUUUAUUGCGAUACCUGUCGCGUUCAAUUCUUCACUCGUAUCAGCAACUACUUGAAAGGCGCAACUGUGCGAUUGGAGUGUAAGCACCGCGAAACUGGAAACACAACUCUAACGGUUGAAGCCGUAACAGAUCUGGCCGGAGCGUAUAGCAUGGAGGUAACGGGAGACCACGAGGAAGAACUGUGUGAGAUUGUACUGGCGAAAUCACCAGAUCCAGAAUGCAGCGAGGUAAGCCACGACGAAUAUUUGAGAAAUGCUGCUAGAAUCAGUUUGACAGCAAAUGAUGGAAUUGCUACCAACGAGACACGCAUUGUUAAUCCUCUGGGUUUCAUGAGGAAGGAACCUCUGGCUGACUGCCCUAUAGUAUUCAAGGAACUCGGAUUGGGUCCCGAUGGACAACUGAUCAAUAUAUAAUCUCAUUUUUAACAAUUAAUAUUCAUUCCUUCAUUUACCACUUCAAUAAGCAGUUGUAUUCUUUCCAAAAUUUCUUUUUGGCCUCAUCUUUUGUUUACUUAUUAAAAUGAAUCAUUAAUGUACGACUGUUUAUCAGGGCAUUAAUUAUUUGUCCUGCAUAUAAAUAUAUAUACAUAUAUAUAAAACCCUGUAGUACAACUACGUUUUUGCAGAA